Molecule: messenger RNA, 696 nt
Organism: Trypanosoma cruzi
Lineage: Eukaryota; Euglenozoa; Kinetoplastea; Trypanosomatida; Trypanosomatidae
Exons: 1
Coding region: 1-696 (231 amino acids)
Biological process (GO): axonemal dynein complex assembly
Cellular component (GO): cytoplasm
Molecular function (GO): dynein intermediate chain binding; protein-folding chaperone binding
Source: RefSeq, a predicted model, not a curated record
AUGGAUACGGGUGGCGGAUUUUGCUUUCAAGAUAUCUCCGGCCUGGCGGAGUUGUUGGAAAAAAAUGAUGGUUUCAAGCGGCCUGAGGGACAAAAAGUGGGGUACAGCUUGCAAGAGGCAAAUGCGGCGGGGGACGCUUCCUGCGGCGCCACGGCCGGUGCGUCGAUGAAGGUAAACCCGUCAAGCAUUCCUUUGCCUCCCACAGUCGUGGAUCGGCAAUUGCGCCUCCCCAUUCCAUCAGAGACCCGUGAAGCUAAAGAACUAGAGAUAAAGAAGCGUCAGAAGUCAAAACCGAAAGGUUAUGCCAUUUGGACAGCGGAGGAACUUUUUGCUGCAUUUCGUGCGCGUCAUGACGCUACUGUGAAGCCAAAAGAAGGCGCAGAGCAACCAGAACACUCCAUUGUGCAUCAGGAAAUUGUUACUGCUGAGGACGUUUACCUUGGGAUAGACGCGAAAAGGGUCACUGGAGGACCAUCUGGUCUUCUUGUGAAAAUUGUCAUGCCCAAGCUGGAGAGAAUUGCCGAUUUAGCCAUUGCAGUUGAUCCAUAUGAACUUCGUGUUUCCUCUUCAAAGUACUACCUGCGAGCUGCUCUGCCGCAGAAGGUGAUUGCCGGAAAGGCGGAUGCAAAGUGGGAUAGCAUCAAUAAAACGCUGAAUGUCUCCUUGAGUGUGGAUGAUUCGGAACGGCUUGUAUAG